AAAAAAAAAAAGUCUCUUUCGAACGCUGUCCGUACUCAUUUCCUACACGAUUGCGAAAGUUUGCGGUACAUUUAACAUGCCAGCCGACAUCGUAGUUACGUCGGCCUCGGCCACGGUUUCGGAGGAGACAAGUAGAGGUCGAGAUCUGGGCCUUGGACCAUCUCCAAGAUCAGGCCCCUCUUCCGCAGCCUCGUCCUCCUCCGGUUCUAGUGCGCCGUCGACUUCGAGAGGAUUCGAUCCAUCUGGCACUCUCGCCGCUUAUCAUCAUCAUCAUCAUCGUCACAGUUUGGUAACCAGUCUGGGCCAUGCCCAUCACCGGGAAUCGUCAGCCUUUGUGCCUGUAGUGCCUUCAAGAUUACAACUCGCUCCGUAUCCAGGUGAAAUACAUCCUCAUCUACCCGGACCACCGCCCUCUUCCUCAUCGUCAACAAAUUCAGAACACGAAGUUGGUCCCGAGUCUUCAGCCAGAAAAAGUUCCUCAAAUUACGAUAUCAUGGCGAUGAUGGUUGACAAAAGAAAAGAAUUAGCGAGAAAUCUUAUAUUACCACCGCAUCCUCUCCUUGAACCACCUGGAUAUCCAGUCUUUCCUGGUCCUUUUCCUGGCAGUUCUGCUUUGUAUCCUCCGGGUGGUCCGUUAACUCAUCAACAUUUGGAUCGAAGGUUACUUAGAGCACCUGGCAGGGCAUCCAGACCCAAGAAACAAUUUAUUUGUAAAUUUUGUAAUCGACAGUUCACAAAAUCGUAUAAUCUUCUCAUUCACGAGAGAACUCAUACUGACGAGAGGCCAUAUUCCUGCGACAUUUGCGGAAAGGCUUUUAGGCGGCAAGAUCAUCUUAGAGAUCAUAGGUAUAUUCACAGCAAGGAGAAGCCUUUCAAAUGUGGCGAAUGUGGUAAGGGCUUUUGUCAGAGUCGUACUCUAGCAGUUCACAAGAUUUUACAUAUGGAAGAAUCUCCACACAAAUGCCCCGUUUGCGCGAGAAGUUUCAAUCAGCGCAGCAAUCUCAAGACGCAUCUUCUGACGCAUACAGAUCACAAGCCUUAUGAGUGUACAUCGUGCGGUAAAGUAUUUCGUAGGAACUGCGAUCUUAGAAGACAUGCAUUGACGCACGCAGUGGGUGAUGUUCCUCCGGAGGCGUUGGAGGAAGCAUUGAGGGACGAUGACAGUCCCGAAGAGGAUUGUUCUGAGCCUGGACCAUCGUCUUCUUCAUCAACAUCCACAACAUCAUCCGUACCUUCCGCAUCGUCUAGUUCAUCCGGAUACCCUCCUCAAGGAUCUUCAACACAACAGCCAUCUACUACGCCUGCAGCAUCUACUACAGCACCGCCCCUUCCUCAGAGACCUCAGCUUCAGAUCAGAAGGGAUUUGCUCCCCACAGUGAAGCCAUCAACGAUAACCAGUGGCGCAUCUCCGGCUCAUUCUGUCACUCAAAACCCACCGGCUGCUCUUCCACCACCACCACCACUCAUUCUGGCUUCUUAUCGACGAAGAAUUGGCUCGCCAGGUCCUUCCAGAGCACUUUUGGAACUUCAAGAACGUGAGCGCGAAAGAGAACGAGAGAUGGAACAAAACAGAGAAAGAGAACGCAAUAGGGAACGUGACAAGGAAUUGGCCAGACCACCGAGAGCUCCAACUCCGCAACCGCCACCGCCACCGCCUAGACCUACACCGGCACGCCAGGGUUUUACUAUUGCAGAUAUAAUGGGUCGAUAGAAUAUUUGUCGCAGUUGUUCGAGAGAGGGGAUAAUGCAAAUUUUGCGGUCGGGGUAACAACCUGUGCCUAUGCCACUGUGGCAGGUGCAAUACAGCUUUGUACCUGCUCGAUUCCGCGCGCGAAAUACCUGCUCCCAGCUACCGCUGCUGUUACUUUUCCCUUCUAAAAAUAUUCCGACCCUAGACGAAUAUCAAUACUUUUUCUUCCUUCUCUGUCCUUCCAUCCCUCCACGUUUCUCGUUUCUCGUGCCUCGAUGCAAGGAAGCAUUAAUGGUCCUUUUGUGAGACCCAAACUGUACACCGUCCGACCGCAGAGGCGAACCUUUUGGGCUAUGCGUGCCUCUAACGUUUUCAAUACAAAGGUAUACCUUCUUUUCAGUGGAUUUCAAAGAAUCCACGUAUAAGAAUGAUCCCUUGGAUAUAGCUAGCUUUUCUAGCUCCCUAGAAUAGCUUUUCAUUUUUAAUGUGUCUAUUGUGAUUAAAUAAAAUUUCGAUAUGUUCGAAUGUUUGAAUGUUCGAUCAACUACGCGUUAAUGCUACAAAUGAAAAAUACAACAAAAUUGGGUACAAAAUGGAUAUACGUCUGAAAUAAUAUUUAUUUUAAUAGCGAAGUAUUGUCGUCUUUUUUAAUUAUAAAUGUACGAGUACAUAGAUUUUUAUAUAUACUGAGAGAAUUCAAUAUUUCAUUAACCACUGUCUAAAACUGAACAGUUGUUUUCACAACGUUUUGUUUUACGCGAAAUUAGAAACUAGAAAUAAAUUAAAUUAAAUUCUGUAUUUCUCACAAAUACAAACAGUCGUGUUUAUAAUAUAACAUACAAAUUAUAAUAUAACAAACAAAUUUGAAAUUGUAAUUGAAUUUAUUCAACAAUAAAUUUAAAAUUAAAUUCUUGCUUUUUUCUUAAAUUAAUUUAAUUUAUUUCAGAAUUAUCUUAAUGCCAGCAUGUUAAUGAAACGUUGUGAUAGGAAUCUUCUGAAUUUUAUAAAUAACUGCUAUGUAACAUCGUACAUACAUUCGCCAUUCGAAUAAUCGAGUAAUUGUACAUGAGA
Molecule: messenger RNA, 2761 nt
Organism: Pogonomyrmex barbatus (red harvester ant)
Lineage: Eukaryota; Metazoa; Arthropoda; Insecta; Hymenoptera; Formicidae
Product: brother of odd with entrails limited
Biological process (GO): embryonic pattern specification; regulation of transcription by RNA polymerase II; embryonic hindgut morphogenesis
Cellular component (GO): nucleus
Molecular function (GO): DNA-binding transcription factor activity, RNA polymerase II-specific; RNA polymerase II transcription regulatory region sequence-specific DNA binding
Source: RefSeq, a predicted model, not a curated record